Messenger RNA from Cryptotermes secundus, 5067 nucleotides. RefSeq names its product serine/threonine-protein phosphatase 2A 56 kDa regulatory subunit delta isoform. The coding region runs from base 497 to 2284 and encodes 595 amino acids. The transcript is spliced from 13 exons. Gene Ontology annotation, molecular function: protein phosphatase activator activity. The record is from RefSeq and is a predicted model, not a curated record. Lineage: Eukaryota; Metazoa; Arthropoda; Insecta; Blattodea; Kalotermitidae. Gene Ontology annotation, cellular component: nucleus; protein phosphatase type 2A complex; cytosol. Gene Ontology annotation, biological process: protein dephosphorylation; signal transduction.
CACUGCUAGGUGCUAGCUUAGUACGUUUCGAUAUAUGUAUGUAACACUACAACUUACACAGUUAAUGGCUCAGACGUGUUGUGGUGGAAUUAAUCUUAACUAACAUGAACUUAAAAUGUCGUUUUAUAGCGUCACAGUCUCUGUACUAGGUACUAAGUAAAAAUGAAUAUUCCAAUAAGUCAUAUGAUUUUUCUGUAAUUCCAGUAGACCCACUUCGACAAGGUUAUGUAGGGUGUGAAUUCAGGUUACAACACUAUCGAAGUUUGUAUUCUGCUGGCUUCGUUUCUUCCAAUAUUUGUACAGAUGUUACUUUCAAACAUGGAGUGUGGUGUAGGGUAUCUGUCAGUCAUGUCUGUAUUACUUUUUGUUUGUGUGUGUAAUACUAUAGAUGUGCUGAAGUGCUUGAGGAAGUGUUUAGAAUUCGACUGAAGAAGUGUGUUACUUUCGAUAUGGUGUUGGAAUAUUUCUUGUUGAAGUAUUAAGUGACAUCACCGAAAUGGCGCUUGGAAAUAUGUUUCGCAGAAGAAAAAGCUGGACUCUUGAACCGAUCAAGACGAAUGCCAAUUCUACACAACCACCAGCAGCACCACAGCAGCAAUUGCAGCUUCAGCAGCCACAACAGCCGUCACCACAACAGCUCUCUCCCGGAGCCAACGUCCCGCCUCCAACACAGAUCAACAAGAUCAAAUAUCCAGGCCCGCCUCACAUCAAGAAAGACAAGCGACAGAGUUCCUCCAGAUUCAACAUUAGUAAAAAUCGUGAACUCCAGAAACUGCCACUUCUUAAAGACGCGACGUCGAACGAGCGAGACGAGCUGUUCGUGCAGAAGAUCCGGCAGUGUUGCGUCCUCUUCGACUUCGUUGCGGAUCCCCUCUCUGAUCUGAAAUGGAAGGAGGUGAAGCGAACGGCGCUGCAAGAGAUGGUGGAAUUUGUCACCACCCAAAGGGGAGUCAUCACGGAAGCAAUCUACCCUGAAGCGGUGAACAUGUUUGCAGUUAAUCUUUUCCGGACGCUUCCCCCCUCAAGUAAUCCAAAUGGUGCUGAGUUUGACCCAGAGGAGGAUGAACCCACACUGGAGGCUGCUUGGCCACAUCUGCAACUUGUGUAUGAAUUCUUCCUUAGAUUUUUGGAAUCACCUGACUUCCAACCAAAUGCCGCCAAGAGGUAUAUUGACCAGAAAUUUGUUUUGCAGCUAUUGGAAUUAUUUGACUCAGAAGAUCCAAGAGAACGGGAUUUCCUCAAAACGACGUUACAUAGAAUUUAUGGUAAAUUCCUGGGACUUCGUGCAUACAUUCGAAAACAAAUUAACAACAUAUUUUAUAGGUUUAUCUAUGAAACUGAACACCAUAAUGGGAUUGCUGAACUGCUUGAAAUAUUGGGCAGCAUUAUUAAUGGCUUCGCUCUGCCACUGAAGGAGGAACAUAAAGUUUUCUUAUUGAAAGUGUUACUGCCCCUACACAAGGUGAAGUCGCUGUCAGUGUAUCACCCACAGCUGGCCUAUUGUGUGGUGCAGUUCCUUGAGAAGGACGCUUCCCUCACAGAACCUGUUAUCAGGUGCCUGCUCAAAUUCUGGCCCAAGACACACUCACCCAAAGAGGUAAUGUUUCUAAAUGAACUAGAAGAGAUUUUGGAUGUUAUUGAGCCUGCAGAAUUUCAGAAAGUUAUGGAUCCAUUGUUCCGGCAGUUGGCUAAAUGUGUCUCCAGUCCACACUUUCAGGUCGCAGAGAGGGCUCUGUAUUACUGGAACAAUGAGUAUAUAAUGUCUCUAAUUAGUGAUAAUGCUGCAGACAUACUUCCCAUUAUGUUUCCAUCACUUUAUCGGAACUCCAAAUCCCAUUGGAAUAAAACAAUACAUGGAUUAAUUUACAAUGCCUUGAAACUCUUUAUGGAAAUGAAUCAGAAACUGUUUGAUGAAUGUACACAGCAAUAUAAGCAGGAAAGACAAAAAAGAGAGAAAGAGCGGCAAAGGAACCGAGAUGAAGCUUGGACACGAGUUGAAGAGCUUGCUAUGAGGAAUCCAGGUUAUGCUCCUUCACGCACCAACAGCAUAGACAGCAGCAUCAGUGACAUGGGUUCUCCGCUGGAUGGAGAUGCCGAAGAUGACAUGACGUAUGAAAAGCUGGAAGCUGAAGCUAGAGAGGUCCGAAAAGUACGAAACAAGGAGAAACCAUUGCUUCGGCGAAAGUCAGAACUUCCUCAUGACACAUAUACAUUAAAGGCCCUGAUCGACCACAAACGAGCAGAUGAGUUCCUGCCAACUCCACCAGAUGUAAACAAAUGCUAAUGAAUGGGCAGUGUUCGCUUGGCCAUGAGGCAAUAUCAUUAUUUUGGUGUCACUUGCACCUAACAAAAGUUGAGAGCAUCAUGAAAUGUUGGAGGCUUGAAAAGAGUCAGAAUUAUAAAAUGUAUAAUGGGCGUUGCAACGAAUGAAUGCAUCUUGGCGCUUAUGAUUAAUUAUUUAGCUACAUAAAUGCUGUAAAAUAAGAACUAGUUCAGGAUCUUAGCCCAGCAGCAUAAGAUGAAAUAGGUAAUAUCCAGGUGUGUUUAAACUCAAUCAAUAGUCGCAGUAAAGAUUAAGCACUGUGGCAGGUGUCCCAUGUGCUUUUCAUAAACAGUGUCAAUACAGAGAUUAAAGUGGCGUGUUCUUUAUAUGAGUGGUUACAGAAAAGUUGGUCUUUUUUUAACUUGUGGAAGUAUACCACUGAAACUGACAUGACCCAAAAAAAGUAAAGGGCGAUUAUUGUAUCCAGAAUUUAUAGGUGGUAUGCAUAAUGUAUCCAUGUUCAGAAUUGGAGGAACAAGCAAGAGAAAGAGGUGAAUUUCUGUUCCAGUGCUAGAUUUGAGAUCAAGAUUGCAUUAUGCUACAUAAUCAGUGCAGACUCGGCGGAACACGACACACAGCUAGUUCUAGUAAAGUCAGUAGCCAACUGGUGAGCUAGCCCCUGAUAACACAGAAGCUUCACAGUCAAGUUCAUUGGUUCAUGUAGUCUGCUCAUUGUAUAAGCUUUAUAUUGAAUUGCCAUUAUGUGGUUUGCAUUAAGCUCUUUGCAAACUUAAAGAAAGUAGGCUUCAGUUGCCUUUACUCAAAGCUCUUUGUCAUCAAUGGCAAGGUGUUUUACAUUGAAGGUGUUAAGGCUUGAGGAUGACAGACCACCAGGUUACCAAUAGCGGUCCCUCCUAUCCAGAUAAUGUCUGCCAUGGAUUCUAAGAUACACAUCUUAGAAUGGCUGAACCACUUUUAAUGAUAAGUGCUUGUGCCAAUACUAGUAAGAUUUUUAAUAAAUUGUAAGUCAUGACUGCACAUUUUACAGUAUUAACCAGUUAGGGAAAUGCAAUAAAUACUAUUCAAAUUGCAGGAGUAGCAUGAGAAACUGUAUGGUGGAAAUACAAAGUGGCAGUGUGUUUGAAGAAAUCUCAAAAUCCUGGGUGACAAUAUUUGUUGUGUAGCCUGCAAUAUAUGUUCUGCAUAUUUGUUAUCACUAUAUAAUAUUGUGGCCUUUACAUGCCGUGCUCUCGAACAGUGCUAAGCUUUGUCUGCUUAAUUCCAGUGAACUUUUACUAAAUAUUAGUGUUGUCACCAAGAGAAACAUGUGGGUUAAUCUUUGUCACAUGAUUGAUUCAACCUCUUCAUCUGAUAGGUGGAUCGGUUCUGUAUAUUCAAGAUAGGGAAGGAGAUUUACCUAUCAUGACCCAGAAGGUCAUCGCUGCCAUAUGCCAUGGUAUUGUCAGUGAUGGUAGUGAUGUCUGUGAAAGUACUUGGAGGUACUGACAGUGCCUGUGUACCUGAUACUGUGACUUGAAAAUUAAACACGGAGUCCCUGAAAAUAAUUUACUAGUGUCAUUUGUAUUUUUAGUGAAGAAUAUGUUAGUCAUGCUGCUACUUGACAUUGUGUACAUACUGAUGAGAACGUGUUUGCUGCUUAUGUUCUGGGUUAGAUGACACAUUCUUCAUAUCUGCAACUCUUCACAAAUAUGCUUAUAAUGUCGUCUUAAAAUUCUGUUGAUUUUGUAUUUUUUUGUUUUAUUUAAUUGGAGCUAUAAAGUGUAUGCAAUGUGCAAUGUGUCAUCAGCUUUCCAUGUCUAAAGAGUUAAACUUUUGUGUUGGCAUGUGACUACCAAAUGUUAAAAGUACCAAGGGUAGUUGUUCAUUUUUGAUGAACAUUUGCAGGAAAAUAGUUUCCUCACAGUGUUAUUACAACCAUGAAAAGUUCUAAAACUGUAGCUAUUGCAUUAAUGAAUUAACAUUAAUGAAAUUCAGGAAUGUUGCACUUGUCUUCAUCAUUUUAUAAUAAUUUCUGUUGGUCUUGAAACAGUACAAGGAAAAGGAAAAUACGCUGAUUUAUGUACUUUAAAUGUUCACAGAUUAUAACAUAUAAAUUUAAGAUGUUUGAUAAAAAGAGAGUUAUUAGCCCAACAAAGAAACUGCAAUGUACAAUAUGACUUAAAAUUCAUUAAUACCUAAAGAUUGUUGUUUUCAUUAUAUUUUACAACAUUAAUUGUUCCAAUGCAGCUGAGCAUGACAAGUAUGGUAACUUCAAAGAUGCUGUAUUUCAACUUCAGGGACUCAGCCAAAGUAAACAAUAAGAAUUGAGGUGUCAUAUCAUAGGAAUGUUUAGAUAGCAGGUAAUUUAAAAGUAUGAGGAGGAAGGAUGCAAUAUGUAAAAGAAUAAGGGCCUGACCAGUCACAGAGAGAAAGAGAGAAGAUGCUUAGUUGUCUCUCUGGUCUCUUCCCAACUUUCAUUCCUUUAUAUGUGAUUGUUUCUUUUGAUACUUCUGUGCUCUCUGUCCAUGAGUUUAACAUUGUAUCUCCUUUCAGUGAAAAUAGGAAAUUGAUUAGAGAACACUCUCUGGACAAGUUGCAGAAAUAGAAAGGAAGAUACAUAUUCUUCAUAUUGAAAGCUAGUCUUUCAACGGCAAUUCCAUAACGUCUCAAGGUGUCUCUGUGAGAUGUGCAGGUCCUUUAUAGAUUAUGUAAUCUCUUAUUUGUAUAUUACAUUAUUUAUGUUAAUGUCUAUCUGUUCAUUGCUUGAAGAUUGUAAUAUACAAUAAAGAGGAAUUUCCAAGCGA